AUGACAAAAGCAGUACCUUAUUAUUAUCAGCCAAAUAAUGCAGAUGAUUCAAAUAGAAAGACUUUGCUUGCCCAGACAAUAGCUCGAUGUUUGGAUGUUCCUUUUGCUAUUUGCGAUUGUACUACUCUUACACAAGCAGGCUAUGUUGGAGAAGAUAUAGAGAGUGUGAUAGCAAAAUUGCUUCAAGAUGCUAAUUUCAGCGUUGAACGUGCUCAGACAGGAAUAGUGUUUUUGGAUGAAGUUGAUAAGAUUGGGGCAGUGCCCGGAAUUCAUCAGUUACGAGAUGUUGGAGGGGAAGGUGUUCAGCAAGGGAUGUUGAAAAUGUUAGAAGGAACUGUUGUGAAUGUUCCGGAAAGAAACUCACCAAGAAAGUUGCGUGGUGAAACUGUUCAAGUUGAUACGACUAAUAUUUUAUUCGUAGCAUCUGGUGCAUUUACAGGUCUUGAUAAACUAAUUGCCCGAAGACACAAUGAAAAAUAUCUUGGGUUUGGGUGCCCACCUGCUACAUCACAGGGACGUAGAGCUGCACAAAAAGUUGGGGAAGGCAUCGAUGAAGAUAUGGCUGAGAGAGAUGCUAGUUUAAAACGUGUUCAAGCUAGAGAUUUGGUGGAGUUUGGUAUGAUACCGGAGUUUGUGGGAAGAUUUCCUGUUCUUGUUCCAUUCCAUAGUCUAGAUACAAGUAUGUUAGUGAGAAUUCUAACAGAACCAAAAAAUGCAUUGGUUCCUCAAUACAGAGCUUUACUGGCUAUGGAUAGGUGUGAGUUGAGCUUCAGCAACUCUGCUCUGCAAGCAAUUGCAAGUCAAGCGAUGGAGAGACAAACUGGUGCAAGAGGAUUACGAGCAAUAAUGGAGUCAUUAUUGCUUGAACCGAUGUUUGAAAUUCCUGGCAGUGAUGUAAAUAGUGUUCAUAUAACAGAACAAUGUGUCCAAGGAUCUGAAAAACCCAAAUACGAGCGCAAACCAGCUCAAACUAAUCAAAAUCAAAAAACGACACCACCACAUCGCGAGGCAGAGGAUACAAGACCUACAUCAGUAAGAGUGCAACAGUGACCGCUGCACAUAUUUUAAAAUUUGAACGACUUAAUAAUUACUGCCUUCGGUGGUUAGAUGCAAAUAUAUUUUGACAUAUUUACAGACUUGUAAAUAAAAUAGAAUUUAUUUUUUAUUAUUUUACAAAUAUGGCAAUAUCUAAAUAAGUUUUCAUGUUAUAAUUUUGUAAAUAAUAUUUAGAAUGAUUUAGGUAUAAAUAAUUUAUGAAAAAUAUUCAUAAUUUAGAAUAACAACUGUAUGUAACUAUAAAGAAUGGGAUAAACAACAUU
Messenger RNA from Ctenocephalides felis (cat flea), 1319 nucleotides. Its product is annotated as ATP-dependent Clp protease ATP-binding subunit clpX-like, mitochondrial. Gene Ontology annotation, molecular function: ATP binding; ATP hydrolysis activity. The record is from RefSeq and is a predicted model, not a curated record. Gene Ontology annotation, cellular component: mitochondrial matrix. The transcript has 5 exons. Bases 1 to 1050 code for a protein of 349 amino acids. Gene Ontology annotation, biological process: proteolysis; protein catabolic process. NCBI's taxonomy places the organism in Eukaryota, Metazoa, Arthropoda, Insecta, Siphonaptera, Pulicidae.